UUUCUGAUGCCACUUUGCACCCCUAUCUCCCUCAAACUCUGAAGCCAAUUCCAGGCCACUCAGCCCUUCUAAGCUGUUCCUAUCUCACUAGUGUUUCGAUGCCCACCUCCUGUACUGGAAGAAGGGAUGUUCAGUCCGCUGAACAUUUCCUACAGCAUUGGGGAAACUGUCACGUUUGAGUGCUACGAUGGAUAUGAGCUCCAGGGCUCGGUUAGCAGGACCUGUAUGAAGAAUGGCCGAUGGAAUGGGACAACAACAACCUGCGACUCCGGGUCACAAUAUUGCCCUCAUCCCGGGAUCCCGGCUGGAGGCAGGAAAUCCGGAUUGAGUUACUUCAUCGGUGACAAGGUGGAGUAUGCCUGCAAUGGUGACCUGGUGCUGGUGGGAUCGUCCAGGAGGGAGUGCUUGGAGUCGAAAGAGUGGACAGGAAGUGAGCCCAGCUGCCAGUAUAGAAGUUCCUUUGAUAGCCCAGAAGAGGUAGCAGCAUCUUUCACAGCCUCCUUCACCAAUGUGCUGGGUAUGACUCACACUGGAGAUGGAAAAGCGCCAGCAACUACUGCCCGUAGAAUCACCCUCACCAAGGACACACCGCUUCAUAUAUACAUCCUUCUAGAUGCUUCCAGUAGCUUUGGUGAGGAAAAUUUCGAGAAAGCCAAGAAUAUCACAAAGAACCUCAUCGACAAGAUUGCAAGUUUUGAUGUUUGGCCCAAGUUUGCAAUUAUAUCGUAUGCAUCGGAGCCAAUCGUGGUAGCUAACCUCAAUAAUGAAGAAGAAUCCAGUGCUGCUGACGCUUUGGACUUGUUGCGUGAUUCGGACGAGGCAAAAUAUACAAAACAUGGUGACAAGACAGGCACCAACACCCAUGCAGCAUUGAACAAAGUCCUGGAGAUGAUGGUCCUUUCAAAAAUACGGUUUAGGGAUUCCUGGGACAAGAUAAGAUUUGUCACCAUAUUAUUUACUGAUGGGAAAUCAAACAUGGGAGGUGACCCCAGAGUAGCAGCCACAAAAAUAAAGAACUUUGUGAAGGCAGAACACAACUCGGAAGAUUAUCUCGAUAUGUACUCCUUUGGAGUGUCAGGUGACGUUGAUUUGGGAAAACUGAGCACGCUGUCAUCUCAUAAAUCUGGCGAGAAACAUUCCUUUGUUGUACGAAACACCAUGGAACUGGUAAAAGCCUUCGACGGUAUAUUAGACUUUUCUCAAAUUGGUGAUCUGUGUGGAGUUGCUGAUGAGCAUCCUGAUGCCAGCAUCAGAGUGAAAUAUCCCUGGCAUGCCAUCUUGGAGAUUCCGGGCGUUGGAAAAUGCAGUGGGUCCAUUGUGUCCCCUGGCUGGGUGAUGACAGCUGCUCAUUGUUUGAGAGAAGUGCAGACUGUAGCGAGCAUCAACAGGAUUACGGUGACUGUUGGUCGUAAACCCGAGAUAUUCCGUGUAAAGGAUGUGCACCCACACCCACAGUACGACUUAUCAAGGAUGCUACCUGAGAAUAUCAACCAGUUUUAUGACUAUGAUGUGGCAUUGCUUGAGUUGACUAAACAAAUAAACUUUGCAACAACAAAAAGUCGAUCCAUUUGUUUACCCUGCACAAGGGAAACGACGAGAGCCAUCCGAAAAAUAUUCCCAGGAACAAGCUGCAAGGAUCACGUGAUGGAGAUGUUACCAUUACCCGGACCAGUCCCAGCCAAUUUUGUGAAACGUGAUGGGAGGACGGAGACGGUGGCAUAUGUCACGAUAAAGACGGCUGAUGCUAUGAAGGAAGACUGUGAGGCAAAUGCACUUGAAGCCCCAGAAUACAAAAACGUUACAGAUGUGCGGAAAGUGGUUACAGAGAGAUUCUUCUGCACAGGAGGACAAGAACCUAAGGCUGAAGACAUUUCUUGUAAAGGUGACUCAGGAAGUGCCUUGUUCAUCGAGAAGAAACGGCGAUUCAUCCAGGUGGGCGUUGUAAGCUGGGGAGUGAUCAAUGUCUGCGAUGCUGUGAAACCAGACAGACAACACGCUCGGGAUUUUCACAUCAACUUAUUCAAGGUGAGUCUUCAAAAUCCCACUGUUCCUCCACAGUUCCUUGCUUCUCACCGUUUAGAGAAUACUCUGAUAUUUGCAUCUCAAUCUGCCAUAGUUUUGCACACUCAUUUAAUCGAUCAAAUCUUGGCAACUUUUUGCUUCCAUCUGCACUAUUUACUGGGCCACCUAAGAUGGUGUUAUCAGCUUACUUGGGUAUAUGGCUCUUUACUCUUGCAUCUGUGCCAUUAAUAUAUAACGUGAAAAGCUGUGGCCCCUGUACAG
Molecule: messenger RNA, 2283 nt
Organism: Carcharodon carcharias (great white shark)
Lineage: Eukaryota; Metazoa; Chordata; Chondrichthyes; Lamniformes; Lamnidae
Product: complement factor B-like
Exons: 17
Coding region: 127-2250 (707 amino acids)
Biological process (GO): complement activation; proteolysis
Cellular component (GO): extracellular region
Molecular function (GO): serine-type endopeptidase activity
Source: RefSeq, a predicted model, not a curated record